Daldinia childiae is the source of this 564-nucleotide messenger RNA. Its product is annotated as 60S ribosomal protein L17. Gene Ontology annotation, cellular component: cytosolic large ribosomal subunit; ribosome. The record is from RefSeq and is a predicted model, not a curated record. Lineage: Eukaryota; Fungi; Ascomycota; Sordariomycetes; Xylariales; Hypoxylaceae. The transcript has 4 exons. Gene Ontology annotation, biological process: cytoplasmic translation. The coding region runs from base 1 to 564 and encodes 187 amino acids. Gene Ontology annotation, molecular function: structural constituent of ribosome.
AUGGUUCGAUACGCUGCCACCGAGAUUGACUCCGCGAAGUCGGCCCGCGCCCGUGGCGCUUACCUCCGUGUUUCCUUCAAGAACACCCGAGAGACCGCUCAGGCUAUCAACGGCUGGAAGUUGACUCGCGCCGUCAAGUUCCUCGAGAAUGUUAAGGAGAAGACUGAGGCCGUCCCCAUGCGACGAUAUGCUGGCAGCACUGGCCGAACAGCCCAAGGCAAGCAGUUCGGUGUCUCUAAGGCUCGAUGGCCCGCUAAGUCUGCCGAGUUCCUACUCGGCCUUCUAAGGAACGCUGAGUCCAACGCCGAUGCCAAGGGCCUCGACACCAGCAACUUGAUCGUCAAGCACAUCCAAGUCAACCAGGCCCCCAAGCAGCGAAGACGAACUUACCGAGCUCACGGUCGUAUCAACCCUUACAUGUCGAACCCGUGCCACAUUGAGCUCAUCCUGACCGAAGGCGAGGAGGUUGUGCAGAAGUCCGAGUCAGUCGUCGGCCGCGAGUCGGCUCACCUGAGCUCGAGACAACGCGGUGCCCGUAUCCGCAAGGCCAUCACUGCCGCAUAG